Messenger RNA from Echinococcus granulosus, 138 nucleotides. RefSeq lists its product as hypothetical. Lineage: Eukaryota; Metazoa; Platyhelminthes; Cestoda; Cyclophyllidea; Taeniidae. The record is from RefSeq and is a predicted model, not a curated record. The transcript is spliced from 2 exons. Bases 1 to 138 code for a protein of 45 amino acids.
AUGUUCAACGGGAGUGCUGCUCAUGCUUUUGAGGUCCGACACUCUGGGGAUUCAGAGACAGAUCAGAGUGGUUCGACUGAUGGAUUGCCCACCCAUAUUCAAAAUUUCACUCCACCACUUUUGGCAACUACUAUGUAG